Drosophila serrata is the source of this 1014-nucleotide messenger RNA. RefSeq lists its product as uncharacterized. Lineage: Eukaryota; Metazoa; Arthropoda; Insecta; Diptera; Drosophilidae. The record is from RefSeq and is a predicted model, not a curated record.
GGUUAUGUAUCAGUCUUUUUAUAACCACCACCCGGCACAACAGAAAUUUUAUUUUAUGUUUUAAGUUCGAUUAGGAUUUUACAAUCCCAUUUUUUUUGACAAAAUUUUAAGUAAGAGUAAUUUGCCAGCAAUAGAGCCGCCAACAUGAGCAUCGUGGCGGAGGAAACCAAGGAGAGCAUCAUCGCCUUUGACAGUUCUUUUCAGCCCACUUGGCUGGAAUGGGUAGAGCGAAAUGCCAAGCCAAUCAAGCGCCGGAUCAACCGGGAGCCUCGCAUUGUGACGCGAUGGAAGAAACAAGGACCAAUGAAAAACUCGGAUUGGCGCCGUUUCUAUGUAUGGGCUGCCACCAAGUCCUUGCCAAAGGAGCUGCCAGAGGUGGAGGUGGAGCCGAUACCCUGCCCCGAGAAGUAUCUGCCCUGCGCAAAGCCACCAAGGCAGAUCGAUCCGGAAGAUUUGGAGGAAAGGAUCGCUGAACUGGCCACUCCUCUGGAGCGCAAGAUGACGCCGAAGCACGAGUAUGAUUACCCCGUGAACGCAUACUCCCCCGUCAUUGUCUGGGGUCAGCCAGCGCAUCAUGACAAGGGACGACCCUUCGAGCCACCCAAAGUCCCGUGCUGCUUCGCCAACUCGGAUGUUGAAGGUGAAUUCUGGGCCAAUCUGCGCUUCCCCAUCCGCCCAGCCGCUCUCAAAGCCAAGAUCUCGCCACGUAUCCUCAGUCUGUCGAAGCCCAAGGUUACACCACAGUUCCCGCCGCAUUGCUAUCAUCCGGAACACGUCUACGACAUCCUGGAUGUCAAGCCGCCCAUGAAGAGGAAGAAGUUCACGCCUCAGGGAUGGCGCCUCCACCAGAUCCGGCUUUUGUAUCUCUCACAACCGGUGACGCGACGGGAAUAUGAAUAUUUCUACAUGUGAUUUUAUGCUGCUGCCAGGGAGAUCUCUUACCAUUUACGUAUUUGAAUCCAAAGUAAUUGUAAUAAAUCGACAAUAGAUCAUUGGUUUCUUAUAUGACCUGUA